UCCACAGAGGCCAACCAAGGCUCAGCUCAAAAGAUCAAACGCGUCUCUCCCAUCACGCACUGCUAUCCAGCAGAAGGCCCAGCUGCUGAACAAGUCUGGAACAUCUUCAUCUGCCAGCCACAGCUUAAACAGGGACAGGUCACCGUCACUGUGCUUGAGCGGCAUUCAUUCACUACUCAGACCUUCAUACCAAGUGGUGGACCCAAGGACACUGUGGCCUACUUGGUUGUGGUUGCAGACAAUAAGCGGCAAGAUGGUCAAGAUGUGCCUGACUUGUCGACACUGCAAGCAUUCAAGUGUAAAGGACACACAGCCGUCACCUAUGCCAUGAAUCAGUGGCAUGCACCCAUGAUUGCCUUGCACGAC
This is a messenger RNA of Protomyces lactucae-debilis, 366 nucleotides long. RefSeq names its product ureidoglycolate hydrolase. The record is from RefSeq and is a predicted model, not a curated record. Gene Ontology annotation, biological process: allantoin catabolic process. The annotation marks the transcript as partial. The transcript has a single exon. Lineage: Eukaryota; Fungi; Ascomycota; Taphrinomycetes; Taphrinales; Protomycetaceae. Gene Ontology annotation, molecular function: ureidoglycolate hydrolase activity; ureidoglycolate lyase activity.